Messenger RNA from Neopelma chrysocephalum (saffron-crested tyrant-manakin), 781 nucleotides. It is a transcript of the gene SMTNL1, whose product is annotated as smoothelin like 1. The transcript has 6 exons. The record is from RefSeq and is a predicted model, not a curated record. The annotation marks the transcript as partial. Gene Ontology annotation, biological process: actin cytoskeleton organization. Lineage: Eukaryota; Metazoa; Chordata; Aves; Passeriformes; Pipridae. Gene Ontology annotation, cellular component: filamentous actin; microtubule organizing center. Gene Ontology annotation, molecular function: protein binding.
GAGCCCUCUUGGCAUCAGGACGAGGACGAGGAGCUGUGGCCUGAGUUUCCCCCGUGCUCGUCCCCAGAGGGGGCCAGCAGUCCCACAUCCCCCACCUCCCCUGUGUCCCCCAACUCCCUUGUGUCCCCCACAUCCCCCACGUCCCCAGCAUCCCCCACGUCCCCCACAGCUGGCACCACCGAUGGCACAGAGGGCAGCAAGAGGGGUGCCCCAGCGGGGGGGCCGCGGGGACGGGCACCCCCUGGAUCGGCGGGGCAGAGACCAAGGCUGGAGGGGGCCGGGGGGAAGCCGCGUGUGGGGUCCCGGGCGUAUGGACGCAGUGCCAUCCUGGAAAAGUUCGGAGGGGCCGCCACGGUCAAGACGAUGCUGCUGGAGUGGUGCCGCGCCCGCACCCGCGGGUACCCGAACGUGGACGUGCAGAACUUCUCCGGGAGCUGGGGCAGCGGCCUGGCCUUCUGCGCGCUCCUGCACAGCUUCUUCCCCGACGCCUUCGACUUCGGUGCCCUGGAGCCCGACGCCCGCCGGCACAACUUCGCCCUGGCCUUCGCCACCGCCGAGGAGCGGGCGGGCUGUGCCCCGCUGCUGGAGGUGGAGGACAUGGUGCGGCUGCCGGUGCCCGACGCCAAGUGUGUGUACACGUACGUGCAGGAGCUGUACCGCUGCCUGGUGGCCAAGGGGCUCGUGAAGACCAAGAAGCGCUGAAAGGGUCUCCCCACCCGUGCCACUCCCCAACCUUGUCCUCUGCCUUGUCCCCCAGCACUAAAGGCCACGGUGCCAGGCA